Messenger RNA from Cladophialophora immunda, 1634 nucleotides. RefSeq lists its product as uncharacterized. The record is from RefSeq and is a predicted model, not a curated record. Gene Ontology annotation, molecular function: lipoic acid binding; acetyltransferase activity. Bases 20 to 1507 code for a protein of 495 amino acids. Lineage: Eukaryota; Fungi; Ascomycota; Eurotiomycetes; Chaetothyriales; Herpotrichiellaceae. Gene Ontology annotation, cellular component: mitochondrion; cytoplasm. The transcript is spliced from 4 exons.
GGAACGAAAUUCCAGAAAUAUGAGCCGGGUGCUGGUCAGAGACUUUGUGCGUCGAAGUCAGCGGCUUUUGGUGGCAGGACACUGUUCAAAUCGACACGCCUUCCACAGCUCGCCGUCAUGGUGUGCGGUCAGGCCGUAUCUCCUAGCAGACAUUGGGGAAGGAAUCACUGAGUGUCAAAUCAUCAACUGGUCGGUAAAGCCGGGAGACCGCGUUGCCCAAUUCGACCCAAUAUGUGAGGUUCAGUCGGAUAAAGCAACUGUAGAGAUUACCUCGCGAUUUGAUGGCGUGGUCAAAGCACUCCACUAUGAGCAGGAUGAAGUUGCCAUCGUGGGGAAGCCACUGUUGGAUAUGGAUAUUGCGGACGAAAUCACAGGAGAUCCAAUUCUUGCGGACGCCGCUGUGGAGCAACACUCAGAGACUGGGGAGGCGCCGGAGAAGGGGAGCUCUGAGGGAGAAACAGAACAACCAACAUCGUCACUUGAAUCCCAGUCUACCGUACAGGCCUCAUCGCUGACCUCGUCGGCACCCGCGACGAGAGAAAAGCUAGCCCCUAAAACUUCGGCACUCCUCACCCCGGCUGUGCGACAUAUGCUCAGACAGGCAGGCAUCGAUGUAUACGAUGUUCAAGGGACUGGCAGGGAUGGACGCAUUACAAAGGACGAUGUCCAACGCCAUAUCCAGGCACAAUCGAACUCCAGUACAACCCUACCGCCCGCUCCUCCCGUCCAUGAAUCGCAGUCGACGAAGACGGCAGAAGACAAGGUUGUCGCUUUGAACCCGGUUGAGAAACAGAUGUUCAAAGUUAUGACGCACUCCCUCACGAUCCCUCACUUCCUCUACACUCACAGCGUCGACGUCACAUCGAUCAACCUGCUCCGCCGAAAGUUCAACAUCAACCAAAGUCUCGCGUCCACACUUUCCGCACCAGGCUCCUCUGUUUCGAAGCUGACAAUCCUCCCCUUCAUCAUGAAGGCGUUGGCGCAAGCGUUUUCACAAUUUCCGAAACUCAACGCCCACCUAGACACGGCAACCAACCCGUCAAGUCCCCAACUGAUUCUCAAAUCCUCCUGCAAUUUCGGGAUUGCGGUAGACACCCCUCAGGGCCUGCUGGUUCCUGUGGUCAAGGACGUACAGAAGCACUCCAUCAUUUCACUUGCUGUGGAAAUCAAGCGGUUGAGCGAUCUGGCGCAAGCUGGACGUCUCGCGCCAGACGACUUCAAGGAUGCCACCUUCACGAUCAGCAACAUUGGGAGUAUCGGCGGAAGUGCCGUCGCGCCUGUGAUUGUGGCUCCGAUGGUGGGGAUCCUGGGGCUUGGUAGAGCUCAAGAUGUCCCGGUUUUCAUCACAGACAAGGAGGGUGGUGAACGCGUUGUCAAGCAGGAGCAGGUGGUGCUAAGCUGGAGUGCCGACCACAGGGUUCUCGACGGCGCAACUGUCGCCAAAGCCGCUGAAGUUGUGGGCACGUUGAUCCAAAACGCCGAGAGUCUGGGACUGGCGUUGCGAUGACAUUAAUCUGAUAUGUAAAAAACUCCUCGGCGACGAAUCCUGGGGUGGCGUAAGCCAGAUUGUGUCGCAAUGGAAAAUGUCGCAAACUUCCCUACUUGGGAUACUUGGGAUACUUGGGAUACUUGGG